Molecule: messenger RNA, 2394 nt
Organism: Linum trigynum
Lineage: Eukaryota; Viridiplantae; Streptophyta; Magnoliopsida; Malpighiales; Linaceae
Source: the annotation of a GenBank genome assembly
CUAAAUAAAGAACUGACCCGACCCACCAAUUAAUCUACACAGUCUCCUCCGCGAGCACAUCGUCCCCGGCCUCUUCGCCAUGAACUACCUCCGCAAGCUCGCCUUUGGCACUAAGGUCGAGACUCUCACUCCCGGCAAAUGCAUCACCGUUACCUCGAGCUUCUCCAAGAAUUUCACUGCUGGUCCCCCCUCCGCAGCCAAGAUCUUCAUCGGCGACGUCGAGAUCACUCGUCCAGAUAUGUUCAACAACGGAUUCCUCGUGAUUCACGGAAUCCAAGGCUACAUCGUGCCUCUCUCCUCGUUCUCCUGUGACGUCGAGCGUCUCAAUUCGCUCACGUUCCCGUUCCAGCAGCCAUAUCGCGUCCCCGUUCCCGGCGGACCGAACCCGAUCUCUCCGCCGCUGGUCCAGCCCGCGGUCAUGCGAUUGAUGAUGCGAGACGCGAUUCUCCGCCUAUGCAACAACGGAUUCAACAUCCUUGCUCUGGCUUAUUUCUGCAAAUGCUAGGAAUGGAACAACGGGGGCUCAAUCGUUCGUCUUCGUGUUGGCAAAACAUGAUUCAGAGUUAACUGCAGUGGGACAUGUUAUACUGGAAGCUCACAAUUCUGUUUCUUUGAUUGGAAUUGCAGACACAGUUAUUAGGUUGUUUGACCCUGGUGGAAUUGGGUUGUUGAGUGAGCCCAUUGUUGUUGGAUCAACUCACAAGCUCUAUUUUCCAUUUGAUCUUAAGGUUGGUGCCAACUACUGUUAUAUUGUGGUGUCUAAGGGAAGUGGAGAUUGUCCCAAUUUUAAAGGGCCGUAUAAGGAUUGGGAAUACUGUGGUAGUGAAAUUCCGGAGGUGGAUGUUGCUGCUAUUUCCAUAAUGCUCUUGGUAGGUGGAAUAGGACAGGAAGAGGGGUUGGUAAAGGAAGGCAUAGGCUAUAGACUUGUUUGGGUUCACCUUCUGGGUUCCGUGCUUGCUGCAAGGCUAGCUGUAAACACAAUGAUGAAGUUACUUCCAUUCAAGAGAUGCUGGUUGUUGUUGAAUAUGAAGAGUUUACAGCUUAGCACAAGAACACUUCAACAGCCUAAUUGCAAUGGAGCUGAGGCCUUCUAUAAAGCUUCAAUUACAUUCUUGAACUCUUGCAAAGAAUUGUCAAUGUUUCAGCAAAUGGUGAUGGAGCAACCUAUGAGCAAUUCUAGAUCGUGCCAAGGAGCAAACAAUAGGCCUUGUAGCUGCUUUUGCUACUGUUUCUCUAUAUGUUCUCAGUCCAUUCCAUUGUCUUCUCAUGUGUCUUUGUUGGUUGUUUGUUACUUGGCUACACUUGAGGACAAGUCUACUCUCAAGGGGUUGGGAGUUGUAACGAACCAAUGUAAGGGUAGGGGUUGUAAUGUGAGUUAGUUUGGGGAGCAAUGUGUAAUUAGUGUGUCAUAUAAAUGGGGCUGUGCUGUAUGGAGAAAGGCAUCGAGAAUCAAUUACAAAAGUCCCUUUGUUCCUUCCCUGCUUUCCUCUCUGCUUCUUCUCCUUUCUUCUUCUCCCCUAAUUCUCUAAUCAAUUCCAUAGUCUGUUCAAUUAACUCGCCGGGAAAGUUCCAGCUUCUCUGGAUCGUACUCCUACAUCAGCAGCGUGAGGUUUCACAUCGUUCUGAACCAACUGUUGACCAUCGCUGACCUGGAGCGACUCACCAUCGGAUGCACUCUGCCGACUCUAGAGAGCGGCCAGUCUCUGGUGGUUACCACAGCGGCGGCCGCCGCUUCUUCUGCAUCCUCCGACUGUGCUCCUAAGUCAGAGAAGGACGGAAGUUGCGCUAUGGUGCCUGUCCCCCCGGUGAAGGCGACGCUCGAGGUGGAAGACAAUCACUAUUGCCUGUGAAUGGAGCCUUAGGUGAAGCAGGAGUAGCAGGAGUGGAGAAGCAGAGUUAUGGCUUUAGGGAUGGAGGCACAUGGAUUUGUCUUCGAUUAGGGUUUUAGUCAAAGGUGGGUAGAUUAAUUGGUGGGUCGGGUUAGUUCUUUAUUUAUGGGUCGGGUUUGGUUAGAGGUUUGGUUAGGUUUGGCUGACAUGGAGGGUUUAAAUGACGUGGCAGGUCGGGUCAGUCAAUUUGUGGGUUAAAAGGUGAUGAUUAGGCGAAUCCGUCAGCCACGUCAUCACUUAACGGACGCUGUUAACGGCGUUGGACGGCAGCUAACGGAGAGUGACCAUAAAUGAACGGUUUUUGUAAAGUUAGUGACCAAAAAUGGAUUUAAAUAUUUCAAGUCACCAAACAUGAACGCUUUUUGUAAUGUUAGUGACCAACCAUGCAAUUAACCCCUUUUAAUAAUGAUAUUAAAAACCAUUAAUAACAAAUGGGCAAGUCACUAAUAAAGAAAUAGACUUUUGUUGAUAAUAAAAAAAACAUUAAUAAACACCUUAAUAACUA